CAUUAAAGAGUUCAUAUAUGCGUGUAGUUGUUUUGUGCAGUGCUUCAGUAGUUUUAUUCUUAACAAUAAUUUAGCAACUUUAAUCAUGGGUACAUCAGAUCUAGAAUGCUUAGACUCUAAGAGAGAUAUUGUCGGCAUAGAUUCUGAGUCCGACAUGUUGAAUGACCAAAGAAAGAAGAAAAAAAGAAAACAUAAGCACCACAAACACAAGAAGGACAAAUUAAUUGAAAGGGAAGAUGGGAAGAUUGAAAGGCAAGAAAGGAAAAGGCAUAAGAAACAUAAACGACCUAAGAAAGAAAGAGAAGUUGAAAAUGGAUCAGUGGAUGAAAAAUCAUCACGAACAGUUCAAAAGGACGUUGGUGUAAAUGGAAAAGUAAAAAAUUCAUUAUUAGAAGUUGUUUCUACAGAAGAAAGUGAAGACGAAAAAUUAAUAGAUUUAGAUUCAGAUGAGGUAGACUGUACAAUUAUUGAGGAUGAUAUUGACCUUGAGGAAUUAAUGAAACAAAAGGAACGGUUGCAAGCGUGCUUGGUACAGUAUCUCUCUGACGAAUCUGAAAAGGAGGAUAAAGAACCAGAUCGUGAUGAAGUAAAAGCUACUGAAACGCCCGAUGUUAUACUUGUAGAAGAUGAUAGUGAAAAUGACAAUAUACCCCCUAAGAAACGGGCUAGGAGUAAAUCCGGUAGCAGAGAACGGAAAAAAAUAGUAAAACCCGAAAGACGAGUUGUUGUAGAUAUGAGCAGGGAUCGUAGAAAUCGAGAGGAACACAAAGAUAAACGGAGAAACUCGGAUAGAAGAAGAGAAGAUAAAGUACGUACUAAAGAAGAGGUAAGACGGGAUGAAAGCAGAAGAGACGAUAGGCAAGUACGAAAGCCCACUGACAGACAUAGAGAAGAGUCACGCAAAGAAGAUAAUAAAAGAAGGUCAGAAGAUGAUAAGCGUAAAGAAUCUAUUAAGAGGGAUGAAUCGCGUAAAAGAGACCAAGAUAGACGGGAGGAAGAACGGCGAAGAGAUGCAGAUCAUCAUAAUUCCAGAUCUCGUAAUGAUUAUAACAAGUCACUGGAAAAUCGAGAACGACAGAGCAGUCGAGAUCGACACGUGAGUAGGGAUAGGCAUCCUAGCCGAGAUCGUCACGUAAGUCGUGAUCGACAUAUUAGUAGAGAGCGUCAUACAAGUAAAGAUCGACAGACAAGUCAUGAUCGUCGCAGUCGGGAUAGGCCUUCCAGCAGAGACAGACAUAGUCGUGACAAAAGAGACAGCAGGGAACGUCAUGCAAGUCGAGACCGACAUAGGGACGGCCAAAGUAGUCGUGAUCGUAUUGACGUACGUGAUCGUCGUGAUAGUCGAAAUCACGACAGAAUUAGGGAACGUUCAAGAAGUAUUAGAAGAUCUCGCAGCCCCAUUAGGAGUAGACUAGACAGAGAUCGGAACGAUCGGUAUAAAACCUCUAGAUCGUUAUCUAGAAGUAGAAGGGAUAGAGACAAACAUGCCAGAGACCACGAUAGAGAUAGGGAGAAAAAUGGUAAAAGAGAGCGCAGUGAUAAAUACAAGGACUCUUUAUCAGAGGGGUUGAAGGUAGAACAUUCAGAAAGUUCAAGCGAAGAAGAUAUCAAAGAUAUUGAUUUAGAAGAAGAAGAAGAUGAUGAGGCGAUUAUAGAACGUAGAAGGAAACAGAGAGAAGAACUUCUCAAAAGGUUAGGUGGUCCAAACGAAGACUCCAAUAUGUCUGCUGAUAUAAACACUGUUCCUGCUACUCCACCUUCAGAGAGUCAAUCAAAUGUAUCACAAAAGUCAUUAGAAGUCCCAUCCAAUAAUAAUGAAUCCACUUCGGAAAGUCAUACUCCACCACUGCCAGAAAAGCCCAAGUCGCCACAAACAGUUAAAAAAAGAAAAUCGAGGUUUGAUGAUGUGCCACCGGAAGAUAUCGAAAAAAAUGAAGACUCAAAAUCAACGGACAAAGUGAAACCAGAAGAGAAACAGAAUGCAAAAAAAUCAAAUGAAUGGGACAUGUUCGCCGAAGCGGAUAAUAUUGGCGAUUUUAAUAGUCCAACUGUCGAAGGAAAGCGACAAGGCGGUCCGGAUAAUCCAAGUUUAACAGACAACUGGGAUGAUGCAGAAGGAUAUUAUCGGGUUCGAGUCGGAGAAACGUUAGACUCCCGGUAUGCCGUAUAUGGAUAUACUGGUCAAGGUGUAUUUAGUAAUGUUGUAAGGGCUAGAGACAGUGCCAGAGGCAACUUAGACGUUGCAGUAAAAAUAAUAAGGAAUAAUGAAAUAAUGCAUAAGACUGGCCUUAAGGAAUUAGAAAUUCUUAGGAAGCUUAAUGAUGCAGAUCCCGAAGACCGAUUCCAUUGUUUACGACUGUUUAGGCAUUUCUUUCACAAAAAUCAUUUGUGCAUGGUCUUUGAACCUUUAGCUAUGAAUUUAAGAGAGGUUUUGAAAAAGUAUGGCAAAGACGUUGGUUUACAUGUUAAAGCGGUAAGAUCGUAUACGCAGCAACUUUUCCUUGCUCUCAAGUUACUAAAACGUGCAAAUAUUCUACAUGCUGACAUCAAACCAGAUAACAUUCUAGUCAGUGAAAGCAAGCUAGUAUUGAAACUCUGCGAUUUCGGUUCUGCAUCCCAUGCACAUGAGAACGAAAUGACACCGUAUUUGGUAUCAAGGUUUUAUCGGGCACCUGAAAUCAUUCUUGGUAUACCAUAUGAUUUCGGCAUUGACAUGUGGUCCGUGGGAUGCACCAUAUAUGAAUUGUACACGGGAAAAAUAAUGUUCUCGGGCAAAACGAACAACCAAAUGUUGAAGUUCUUCAUGGACCUGAAAGGCAAGAUGCCUAAUAAACUGAUUAGGAAGGGGACGUUCAAGGAUCAACACUUUGACUCUAACUGCAAUUUCCUGUAUCAUGAAGUUGAUAAGGUCACGGAGCGGGAGAAAGUUGUAGUGAUGUCAACAUUGUCUGCUACACGUGACCUUAAUGCCGAAUUGGGUGGAAACUCACUGCCACCAGAGCAAAGUAGAAAAGUUGGACAAUUGAAGGAUCUGUUGGAGCGAACGUUGAUGCUGGAUGCAGGAAAGAGAAUCACUGUGAACCACGCCUUGGCGCAUCCGUUUAUACAAGAAAAGAUAUAGGUAACCCUGCCCGGGGUCCUUCCACAUCGGAGAAUUCACUGACGUAAUUUUGCAAAAACUGUUUGAAAUGACACCGCUUACGAUUCGUUGUAUACUACAAAACAAACUAACCUAUGACGGUGUCUUCUUAUAUAGAAUGUGUCUUGUAUCCGUUUUAGCAGAAAGAGGCGGUGCAAAAUUUCACGAUUCACUCUCGCCCCGUCUAAUUGACAAAGAGUAAAAAACAGUUUGAGAAUAUAUAUACAUAUAUAUAUAUACACACACACACAUAUAUAUAC
This is a messenger RNA of Dufourea novaeangliae, 3399 nucleotides long. It is a transcript of the gene Prp4k, whose product is annotated as serine/threonine-protein kinase PRP4 homolog. The transcript has 12 exons. Lineage: Eukaryota; Metazoa; Arthropoda; Insecta; Hymenoptera; Halictidae. Gene Ontology annotation, molecular function: ATP binding; protein serine/threonine kinase activity. The record is from RefSeq and is a predicted model, not a curated record. The coding region runs from base 86 to 3121 and encodes 1011 amino acids. Gene Ontology annotation, biological process: peptidyl-threonine phosphorylation; mRNA cis splicing, via spliceosome; peptidyl-serine phosphorylation.